Cuscuta europaea is the source of this 1375-nucleotide messenger RNA. NCBI's taxonomy places the organism in Eukaryota, Viridiplantae, Streptophyta, Magnoliopsida, Solanales, Convolvulaceae. The record is from the annotation of a GenBank genome assembly.
AUCUAUACGUCCCAACGAAAUGGCACUGUACCAAUUUUCUACGCUGUUUAUAAUGGUGUUGAGUAUUGUUGGUAGUCCAGUGUUAGGAGGAGUUGUGAAAGGAAAUGAGGUGGCCAUAGCGCCGGCUCCGGCGCCGGCGAUGGGUGGUGCCGGAAGAGGGUUAGUGCCGGCCAUGUUCAUUUUCGGAGACUCACUGGUUGAUAAUGGGAAUAACAACAAUCUGUUUUCACUUGCCAAGGCCAAUUACCCUCCUUAUGGCAUUGAUUUCAACCAGGGUCCCACUGGUCGCUUCUCUAAUGGUUACACCAUUGUUGAUGAAAUCGGUGAAUUGCUGGGACUACCAUUUGCUCCGGCAUUCUCUGAUCCUCCCACCAUCGACCAAAUGCGUUUUGGAGUCAACUACGCCUCCGCCGCUGCCGGCAUUCUAGACAUAACCGGCGAACACUUCGUGGAACGUGUUCCGUUCAAUGAACAGAUCGCAAACUUCGCGAAAACGAUAGAUAUACUAUCAGGCAAUCUGAGUGCCGAUGUGGUGAAAGGGGACAUUCCAUAUUCGGUUUUGUUUGUGGGGAUGGGCAGCAAUGACUACCUCAACAACUAUUUCCUGCCCGGUUACCCUACUAGUAUGACCUACAAUCCUCAACAAUUUGCCGAUCUUUUGAUUCAACAAUACACCCAACAACUCACUAGACUGUACAAUCUUGGAGGUAGGAAAUUUGUACUGGGUGGGGUUGGAGCAUUAGGGUGCAUCCCUACAAUGCUGGCCAGGACUGAAAACGGGAAGUGCUUAGAUGGUGUGAAUGAAGCCAUUGCCCCAUUUAAUGCCAACAUGAAGCAGAUGAUCGACAACUUCAAGUCCACUCUCCCUGACGCUAAGUUUGUCUUCCUUGACACCCAAAAUAUGUUCAGCAAUAUCACCGCCAACUCCAAAACAUAUGGGUUCAAUGUUACUGAUCGUGGCUGUUGUGGAGUUGGGAAACUGAACGGGCAAGUAACAUGCUUGCCGUAUGAAGUGCCUUGCACAAACAGAGAAGAGUACAUAUUUUGGGAUGCCUAUCACCCCACAUCUUCCGUCAAUGUAUUGCUUGGGAAGAUGUCUUUCAAUGGAGGUCCUGAUCUCGUUUAUCCCAUCAAUAUCGAGCAGCUUGUCAAGAAUGAAGUUUGGCCAUUUUAGAAAAAGAUAGAUGUGAAUUUUAAUUCUUUUCAAGUAUUUUCUUGAAUCCCUUUUUAUUUAUAUCAAGGGCUUGAAAGUUGAGACGUUAAGUUUAACAAAAUAAAGUGUGGGCUACCAAUUCCAUUUCAAGUGGUGUUUCCUAUGACAAUUUCACUUUGGGGAUGUAUAAUAAUAUCUCUCCUUAUGGUUCUCAUUUAAAAA